Stomoxys calcitrans (stable fly) is the source of this 992-nucleotide messenger RNA. RefSeq names its product antigen 5 like allergen Cul n 1-like. The transcript has 4 exons. The record is from RefSeq and is a predicted model, not a curated record. The coding region runs from base 128 to 916 and encodes 262 amino acids. NCBI's taxonomy places the organism in Eukaryota, Metazoa, Arthropoda, Insecta, Diptera, Muscidae.
UUCCAUUUCUUUAACUUUAUACGUAAACGUGACUUUGUUAUUAAAGUGUUUUUAAUAUUUUACUAUCGUCGACAAAACGUUAAAAAAGGCUUCACAAAAAAUAGAAACAUUUAAGUUUACAAAUACAAUGCAUCAGUUGGACUAUUUUAUGCUAGCAGUUAUUAUAAUCACUCGAUUAGCAGAUGUAUGGUGUGGGGACGAUGUCGAUUAUUGCGAUUCAAAAAUGUGUCCCUAUCAGGGAAAACAUGUUGCUUGCGGAAAAACAAAAAAAUUUAGUGACAAGUGCCAAGGUGAGCCCAAAUUGGAAGACAUGGAACCAUACAUACAAUUGAUUGAGGAUGAGACAAAUUACUACAGAAAUAGAUUAGCAUCUGGGAAGGUGAAAUGUUUUUAUCCUGCUGCUCGCAUGCCCAGUGUGCAAUGGGAUCCCGCUUUAGCCGAGACUGCUGAGUAUAAUGUAAAGAGCUGUGUCUUUGCUCAUGAUGAAUGCCGUAGUACAAAAAAAUUUAGAAUGGCUGGACAAAAUAUUUACACUGCAAAAACUAAAAAUCUAGAUAUCCCCGUUAAAGGUUUUAUAAAAGAAGCAAUAUUACUCUGGUUCGACGAACAGGUUGAUGCAAAUUUAACAGUGUUAAAAUCUUAUCAUAAAACGAGCCCUCAGACAGGACAUUUCACACUUCUCGUUUCGGACCGUCAAACAUACAUUGGAUGUGCGUUUUUAAAUAAUUUAUUGCCUGGUCCCCCUGUGAAAAGGAUGGUGAUUUUCACUUGUAACUAUUCGUCAUCAAAUUUUCGUAAUAUUCCCAGUUACAAACCAGGACCACCAGCAUCCCAGUGCAAAAAACGACAUAGAAUAUUUGAAUCCUUAUGUGCUGAGAGGAUUGAUCCCGACGAUUUAUCAUGGUAUAAAUAUUAGUAAAACGGACAAAUAUUCAAAUUUUGUAAGAAUUAAAUAGAAUUUAUACAAAGAAUAAACUAAGCAGCACACAAAA